Molecule: messenger RNA, 555 nt
Organism: Strongyloides ratti
Lineage: Eukaryota; Metazoa; Nematoda; Chromadorea; Rhabditida; Strongyloididae
Exons: 3
Coding region: 1-555 (184 amino acids)
Source: RefSeq, a predicted model, not a curated record
AUGAAAAUGAAACUUAUUAAAUUUUUUAAAAAUAAGAAUAAUGAUAUUUAUGCAAAGAUAUUUGGAAUUAACCUUUAUUAUAAGGCAUUUGAAGCUGCCGGAACAUUAUUUUUAAUUGUUUUUGAAUUUCUUGUUAUGUCAAUAGAAUAUAUAUAUUUAAAUGAUCCUUUUAAUGUCAUAGCUAUUUUUGUGUGUUUUGGUUGUCUUGCAAUAAUAUCAUCAAUAUAUAUUAAAGGACACCUUAGAUUUGGAUUAUCUACAUAUAUUAUUUAUAAUGUUUGUCAAAUAAUAUUUUCUAUAAUAUUUACAUACUAUUACAUCAUCAAACAAUUAGAAGAUGAUGAAGGUAUAAAGAAACAUGGUAUAGAUAUGAAAACUUUGUCAAGUUAUCUUUUUAUUAUAUUUGAAUCUAAAAUUCAUUUACUUUUUAUUUAUAUAGUCAGUCGACUUUUAAUUAUUAUUUGUUUUAUUGAAUUUACUAUUUUUAAAUUAAAUACCACCUGGAUUUUACCAAAAUCUGAUCUUGAAGGUAUUGAAAUUCGUCAUACCUAUUAA